Messenger RNA from Cladophialophora psammophila CBS 110553, 981 nucleotides. RefSeq lists its product as uncharacterized. Lineage: Eukaryota; Fungi; Ascomycota; Eurotiomycetes; Chaetothyriales; Herpotrichiellaceae. Bases 1 to 981 code for a protein of 326 amino acids. The transcript is spliced from 2 exons. Gene Ontology annotation, molecular function: FAD binding. The record is from RefSeq and is a predicted model, not a curated record.
AUGUAUGCUAAUGAGAAAGCAUCGACACACUCACAGAACGGCAUCAAAGCCACCGUCUACGAACGCGAGGAAGAGGAUACAUACCUCACCCGGCCUCGCGAAUGGGGCAUGACCCUGCAGUUCGGCCAGGAGUACCUGGCCAAAUGCAUCCCACCGGAUCUCGUGGCUCGCCUGGACGAGGCGUGCUGCGACUCGUUCUACACGGGCAAGCACACCUCCUGGCCCAUGUUCAACGGCCAGACGGGCGAGAAGUUCUUCGACGGCGUCCACUCGGACGUCCGCGAAGCUCUUAUGUUCAACGCUUGUUGGACUCUCCCCGCCGACGUCGCCCUUCUGCAACGCAAAGCCCACCCGAUCUUCCGCAUCGGCUAUCACCCCAUGGGAAUGAGCUGGGUGACCGCCAUCCAGGACGUAACAGAUCCCAACGACCCGACCACCUUCCUCUUCCAACAGUGUCUCUCCUGGCCCGGCAGACCGCACGCCGAAGACUUCCCGGGCCAGCAGUCCAAGAUCGACUUCAUCAAGUCCAAGGCCGUGGCGUACGCUGAGCCCUGGAAAAGCGCCGGUCUCAACAUCCCUCCCGACCUGCAGCUGCAGGUCGACCCGAUCACCAUGUGGAGCCCGGAUAUGGAUUGGUCGUCGUCCUCUCCGCUGUGGCCGCACGUCACUCUUGCCGGGGACGCCGCACACAACAUGCCACCGUUCCGCGGGCAAGGGCUCAACAACGUGUUUCAAGACGCCGAGAAGCUCGUGUCGGAGCUGUACGAUGUGAAAGAAGGUAACAAGUCUUUGGAGCAGGCGGUGAGGGUGUACGAAGAGGAAAUGAAGCCUCGCAGUCUCAGGGAGAUCUCGGUCAGUCUGAUGCAGAGCCGCAUGGUGCAUAACUGGGAGACUCUGAUGAGUGCACCCAUGAUUAAGGCUGGCAUGCACGCGUACAGGGAGGAAGUCAAUGGCAAUGUGGAAACAGCAAGCGGCGGCUAG